Messenger RNA from Rhizoctonia solani, 4296 nucleotides. RefSeq lists its product as uncharacterized. The transcript is spliced from 17 exons. Bases 1 to 4296 code for a protein of 1431 amino acids. NCBI's taxonomy places the organism in Eukaryota, Fungi, Basidiomycota, Agaricomycetes, Cantharellales, Ceratobasidiaceae. The record is from RefSeq and is a predicted model, not a curated record.
AUGAACCCCGCAUCCGGAGACGGUAUCAUCGGAAGCAAAUACCUUGUCCCCCAAGCGUCGAUGAUGACGGUCCAGCCCACGAUGAAUGCGGCAAUGUCAACACUCAGCAAUAGCGUGGGCCGCGACAAGAAACACAAGAUAAUUCUGAACAAAAUACACGAUAUCCUCAAAGCAUUGGAAGCGGAUGAGUUGUCUGGAUCUGAGAUAGUGGAGCACGGGGCGCGAUUGGUGGAGGUCAUGCCUGAAAGCAUAGCUAGCCUUCACAAGACGUUUCCUCGGCCAACUCUUGCUUUUUGCGCAGCGACUGUUGGCCGGCUCUUUGAGGCUAAGCUCGAGCCCACGUUAGAGAGGAGCGACGAAGGGAGCGCCAAAGCGUGGGAGGACAUCAUUUUCCGAGGUUUUAUGGAGCCAAUUCUGAGUAUCGUCGAUUCGGAGGAUCAAGACGUAAGCGUUGUGGGCGAUGUAAUGUGUCAAGUAAUAUGUGGAAUCAUGCGGUCCUCGUGGACCCAGAGCUUUGGUGGACGCUUUGCACGUUCCCUGGCUCUUACACUUUUAUAUACAUGCUCAUCUCCAAGUAACAAGGUGAUGCUACUGGACCCUUCUAUCUUUGGGGUUGAAACGCUCUCAAAGCUCAUCAUUGAUGCAAAAGACUACCUCCAUUUAGACACUCUUCUCGAACUUUCUUUCACUAUGUUCUCGUCAAAGAGCGGCAAACUGACGCGCAAGGCCUAUGCUGAUAGCCUCUUCGGUAGCAGAUAUGCGCUCGAAAGGCUUCCUGAUGAAAUAUCCAACGAACUGGCUAGCAUACACUCGGUUACGAAUGGAGGUAACUCUGAGAAGCAUGUUCUCGACAUUAUGCGAACAAUGUCAACGGCCGGGAUUGAGAGGCAUGUAGCUCGGCCUCAACUGUUUAUGACGAAAGACUUAUCGUACUGUGGCACGCAGUUUACUCAAACACCGCCAAGCAACGUCAUCAUACUCGAUUAUGAGAACCUGUGCAUAGUAUUCUGCGAUAAGAAUGGGGACAAUGAUGUCUUAAUCAUUACAAUUACCACAGUAAAAAACAUCGAACUAAUCUCUCAGGAUGCAUCGCGCAUAAUUGUAGAGCUUGAGGUUACCGAGCCGCCUCUCAUAUCCUCUAGCCGAGAGGUGCUGGCGAUUCCCGAUACUCACAUUCCAGGAUCGCCACUGAAGACACGGCUUUCUAUUGCCUCGCCGGAUAUAUUUGGACUCAAAGCCGCUCUUGCUGCGCGCGAUCUGGGUAGUAUUUUAAACGACAACAGCACGUUAAUACGACACUCCUCCUUGGCGAGCACCAAGAUAUCCAACGCUAUUUUCAGCGUCCACCUGAAAAAGAAUAGAAAUCCAAGCAACUUACUUAUACUACCCGAUUUUGCAGACGUCAACUUGCCUUCGUCAAGAGAUUCGUCACCGCCAACCCCCACCGAACCCACUGAAUUUGCCGCUCGAGCUGCGCAACCCCGAUCUCUGCUCCAGCGGAUUUCAGCUGUUCCUGACACAGCGAUGCGGGCGAUUGCAACUCCUGAGCUCAAGGAGUCUACCAAUGUAGUUCCUUCAACCCUGCAUCCUACAGCAUCGCCUGGCCUGCGCUCACCUGCUACCGCACCGACUGAAACAUCUACCGCUAAAACUGUGGGACCAGCCCCGACUAGGACCAAACGUGUUGCGGCUGAGAAAUCCCAAAGGGCUACCAAGCUCGCUACAUUGGCAUAUGCGGAUGAAUCGGAACUCACUGACGUUGAUCCGGAAGACACGCCAGAGCACUCUGAAUCUCAGACAACGACAAAUAAUCAGGCUGGCGAUGCCCCCAUUCUACCUACCCCACCUCGCACUCGUGCUCGAGUCCGACAAAUGAAGCCAGUUGGGAAAACGCUAGUUCCUUCCACUCCUACCGCAGAUGAACUCCCAGAGGUGUAUUCGCCUCCAGACCUUCCAUCACCUUCGCCCAGACCGGCAAGGAAACGCAAACUUGUCGGCGACGAUCCUUUCGAACUUCCACCUCUUAGUCUCCAGCGCCCAGCUAAGCAGAAAAAGACGACGAAUGUAAACGUUGUCUCGAGCUCCCAGCGCAUCCAACCGCGCCGCACUACUGCUAUUCGCGCAAGGGUCAAGUAUGGGGCAGUCUCAAAACGGAUGCAAGUAUCGUCGCCUAUCGAGUCGAUACAUUCUGCAGAUACUGAAGCAGGUUCCUCUCCGCACGCGGCUCCUGUUUUUCCGCGAAGGAAGAACCCCAAGGCCACUUUGAUCGAUAAUAAGACCACAGCCCGAAUUCGAAGCCGAUUAGACAAGAGCGAAGAUUGUGGUCUGCCAAAGCGUCAGACGCGAGCCAGUGCUACAAAUGCGAAACUUAAGCUCGUGGAUACUGUCGAAGAGGCCAGGACUUCACAAAACAAGGACGCCGAGCAGUGUGUAACCAAUAACGCCAAGCUCAAGCCAAUAGAAGCAUCGGAGCCACCAAAGCGGAAACGGGGACGUCCACCGAAGAAUAAACUGGCUCAGAAGCCAGUGGAAUUAUUAGAGGCCACAAAGGAGCGAGUCGCCUUGGCUCAACAACCCGAUUCUCAACCCGAAUAUAAGGAUCUUAAUGCUUCAGAUGAGGCCAGACCUACACAUGUCGACGAGAGAGCAGAAAUGAAAUCAAUAUACCAUACUGAUAAUCAGGCCGUAGCUACCUCUGCCCAGGAAGAGAUCCCAGAAAAUGAUGACCUACUCGAACGUCUAUCCCAAGCCGCCAAGAAGGCUCUCAAACCUCUAGCUGUAGAUGACCAGUCUACUGGAAGCAUACGCCACUCGUCGAACCCAAUAAAGACCCCAGAAAUUGGAAUCGAAAUGGAAGACCCAGAUAUGAACCCAGAGGUCGUUGACAUGCCCGUUCGGGAGUCGGAAACUUGCACUCCUGAGGAUACUACAUACCAAACACAGGAUACAACGACUAAACCAGUGGAAAAAGCUAAUAUCCUCCCGACGAAGGAAUUCUCCGAUGCUCCUGUAGAGGAAGAAUCCCCAAGUGUUACUGCCCCCACCAAGCCGAUGGCCUGGCGAGUUGAUAUACACAAGGAUUAUGCGCCGAAAUGCAAGGAUCAUACGAAUGCCAUUGGAGGUUCGACAAGAGCUCUGGUUUCUAGGAACGCCCCGACCGACAGCCUCGACAGUACCCCUGUGGAUGCUACUCGUACUAAUGAAUUUGUAGUUACGCCCGCAAGACCAAUCAUUACUCGAGCCCAAGAGGCGCUCUGCCAACAGGAUGCAACAGCCAUGCCCUUAAAGACUCAUAGUGGGGUCUAUUUGUCGGCUUCUCGGAAACGCGAGUCUCUCAUAUUGCCUGAAACUCCGACUCAGCACCACUAUGAGAAGAUUACGAAGCGCAUACAUCCGGAUAAAAAACAAGCUGCGAUGAAGGGUAGCCCCGUUCAACGAGUGGAAGUACCCCCCGCCAAAUACCAACACCAGACAAAGCUCCCACAGGGGCGUGUCCCUAUGGAUUCUGUCAACUCACAGGCUGGUAUGGAACCUUCCCAAGAAUUUACUUCGCGCCAACCAAAUUCAAGUCCAAUUCGGCGUCCAAGUGUGUUAGCUUCACGACCUUUGCCCACAUCACGACCAAUCAUCAACUCUCAUCUGCACGAAGCUUUGACGUCCGCAAAAAUCAAGCAUGCGGCAAUUACGCGGGUUUUGUUCGAUACCGGCGCUCAGCCCAGCCCCAAGUCGGCGCUGGCGUCUCCGCAAAGGCGAACGCUCGCCAAUGGUACUCGACCAAGUGUAUCGUUCCUGGAUCCCCCAGUACCGCUCUCUCGACGUGGAUCAUCUGGCUCUUCAACUGAAGGAGUCCAAAACUUCAGUGGGUAUCGUAUUGACCGAGAGGGGCUAAGGGGAGGACAUUCUGCACGUUCUGGAGACUCGAUAUUGCAAAUUGCAGAUAAAUUGACAGAAAUUCAGGAGUUGAUUGUGUUGAGCCUUGGGGAGAAAGUCCAGAGGAUUAACGCCGAUGCGCGGAAGGCUCACAUUGAGUUAACCAAGGGUGUUGUUGAAGAGCUCAGCAAAAUGCAAGCCGAGUCGGAGUCUCAUCACGAAAUUUUACAUAAAUUUGAGAGCACAUUUGCCUCACAAACCCAAGUUCUGUUUGAUGGUUUUGGUCGUGUUUCCGAAUUUGACGAUCGCAUCAACAUUGAUAUGAAGAAUAUUCUUACGGCCAACGCCCGCGACGGACAAAGUAUUGCUGGGAGCGCGCUGUAUUUCCAAAUCCCUGAGUUGUUCAGUGCACUCCUUGCAUCGUAG